This is a messenger RNA of Phaeoacremonium minimum UCRPA7, 510 nucleotides long. RefSeq names its product putative rta1 domain-containing protein. The transcript has a single exon. NCBI's taxonomy places the organism in Eukaryota, Fungi, Ascomycota, Sordariomycetes, Togniniales, Togniniaceae. Gene Ontology annotation, cellular component: membrane. The record is from RefSeq and is a predicted model, not a curated record. The coding region runs from base 1 to 510 and encodes 169 amino acids.
AUGCUGACCAGAGUCAUAGGUGGUGGUCGGCUUGCGGACGCAAAGACUAAGGGUGAUCGAAACACAGGCCAGACGAUCAUUUUGGUCGGCCUCUUUAUCCAAGUCGCAUUCUUUGGCCUCUUCAUAAUAGUCACAUGUAUCUUCCACUACCGUAUUGUCCAAAAGCCUACGGCACGCACAUACAGUCUGACGGUGCCCUGGCGCGGAUUUCUCAAGGCCCUGUAUGCUGCGAGCGUCUUGAUCAUGAUCCGAUCUAUCUUUCGAGUCAUCGAGUAUAUCAUGGGCAAGGACGGCGAGCUCCAGUCCAAGGAGGUCUACCUUUACAUAUUCGAUGCUUUAUUGAUGUUCAGUGUUGCCGCACUUUUCAAUGCUUUGCAUCCAAGCAGAAUCAUCUCGAGUCAUAGGAAACUUGUCAACCCAUUCUCGGACUCUGAGAGCCAGAGCGACGAAUAUCAUAUGAGCCGGGUCGACGGGGAUAGAGAAGUCCAUACCAUGGGUUACGUCCAAUAA